Ctenocephalides felis (cat flea) is the source of this 657-nucleotide messenger RNA. Its product is annotated as endocuticle structural glycoprotein SgAbd-2-like. Gene Ontology annotation, molecular function: structural constituent of chitin-based larval cuticle. The coding region runs from base 84 to 611 and encodes 175 amino acids. The record is from RefSeq and is a predicted model, not a curated record. The transcript has 3 exons. NCBI's taxonomy places the organism in Eukaryota, Metazoa, Arthropoda, Insecta, Siphonaptera, Pulicidae. Gene Ontology annotation, cellular component: chitin-based extracellular matrix.
GUCGAAAACUAAUGAAGAUUUAUCGUGUUUGCGAAUAAAAUUUUAUUUUAAAUAUUUUAACGGACAUUUUCAUUAUCAGCACAAUGAUUAAGACGAUAAUUCUCGGUUGCCUUUGCGCUUGCGUGUUCGCCUUCCCUCAGGACAACGAAAGGCUCCAGCAACAAUACGAAAGGCAACAGCAACAAAGGGAAACCACGACUUUCAUUCCAAUUCUUAGAUUCGACAAACAGCAAGGAGAAGAUGGCAGCUACAAAACAACAUACGAAACUGGUAACAAAAUUUACUCCGAAGAUGCUGGAUACUUGAAACCUGGUGAGAACAAUACCGCUUCCCUUGUGCAACACGGUCAAUACUCAUACACUUCACCUGAAGGCGAAGUUAUAAAUGUUCAAUACACUGCCGACGAAACUGGUUUCCAUGCCACUGGUGACCACAUCCCAACUCCCCCACCUGUACCAGAAGAAAUCCAAAAGGGUUUGGACCUCAUUUACGAGGGCAUCAGGCUGCAACAAGAAAGAGCAGCUCAUGAAGCUAAGACCAACCCAGAAGCCGCCAGGUUACAAGCCGAGAGACAACAACAGGACUAUAACGGACAAUAUUACCAGCAAUAGAUUCUAAGAUUUAAUUAUAGAAUUUAAAUUAGUACUCUUAUUGCCG